This is a messenger RNA of Paramisgurnus dabryanus, 1195 nucleotides long. The record is from RefSeq and is a predicted model, not a curated record. Lineage: Eukaryota; Metazoa; Chordata; Actinopteri; Cypriniformes; Cobitidae.
GCGCAAAUGAGACGAAACACAAACAGUCAUGGCGGCGGCAGAGAAACCUACGAAAGAAAAGCUGUUAUCCACUCUGGAUGAUAUGGAAGUUUUAUCCAGAGAGCUUAUAGAGAUGCUGGCACUUACAAGGACACAGAAACUGCCUCAGCCUGGAGAGGACACACAGAUUUUGGAGCUCUUGGUACAGAGAGACAAAGAGUUUCAGGACUUAAUGCAGACGGCGGUAGAGCAGGGCAGAGUGCACCAAGAGAUGCAAACACUGGAGAAAGAGGUUGAGAAGAGAGACAGUGACAUCCAACAGCUCCAGAAACAACUCAAAGAGGCAGAACACAUACUGGCCACUGCUGUCUAUCAAGCCAAAGAGAAACUGAAGUCUAUUGAAAAGGCCAGAAAAGGAAGUAUCUCUUCAGAGGAAAUCAUUAAGUAUGCUCACAGGAUCAGUGCCAGUAAUGCAGUUUGUGCUCCUCUUAACUGGGUCCCAGGUGACCCUCGCAGGCCGUACCCAACUGACCUUGAGAUGCGCAGUGGGAUGCUUGGUCACAUGAGCAACAUGUCAACCAAUGGGGUGAACGGACACCUGCCAGGAGACGCAUUGGCUGCUGGGAGAUUACCAGAUGUUCUAACCCCUCAGUAUCCUUGGCAGUCUACUGAUGUUUCCAUGGGGAUUCUGCCUCCUCACCAUGGCAACGAUUUUGGCCUAGAGCCACCUGGUCAUAACAAAGAAAAUGAGGAUGAUGUCGAGGCCAUGUCAACAGAUUCCUCCAGCAGCAGCAGUGACUCAGAUUAAAUGUGUGUGUAUGCGGUUUGUCUGAACAGAAAGAAAGGAAACUCCAGUGUCCAAAAUAAUUGAACUUGUCUCUUUGAUUCUAGAGAUGGUAAAAUGCCUUGAGAUGGACCAAACCUACAAUGGUCAUCUCUUCUCUCUUUUCUAUGUUUUGGACCUUUGAGCAAUUCAAAAAAAAAAAAAUUUUCAAACGCCUUUAAUCCUCAUUUGUUUGUAUCAUUUUAAGUCCUGCUGGCCUCAUAAAUGCCAUUUAGAUGUUGUGUGAAGUGUGCCAGUAUGAUGGGCAGCAUAAAUUUGUAAUCUAAUGCACCGUGAUGUUGAAAUUAUCCAAAUAUCUGGUUUAUACAGCUGGAAUAUAAAUUGUACUGUAAAUAGCUCUUGACUUUGUAAAUAAAAAACUUUUUUAGAUGA